GAACCCUUCAUGGUAUAUACUGUAGGAGUCGGGCAAUAGAGGAAAAACAAUAGAAAUGCACUGAUAGCAUGCAGAUCACAGACAAGAGACCACUCAGGCACAUCCGCUGGCCCCACAGUGGGGAUACAAUGCGGAUAAGCUUCACCCCUCAUCAGAAAUUUUUUUUAUUAUACAGACUUUUGUGUUUACAAACUCAACAAUACCAAAAUAAAAGACCCUUGGACAUAGUAUCUAUUUGUAUCGUGGAAUAGCGUACAUUAUACACAAGACCACAAUGAACCCACUACGCUACUUGGCGUCCCCGCGCCCAUUCACAGAAAUUUCCACCUCCACAACCAAAGAAAUCAAGGAAAGGAUCAGCUAUGUGGACUCCAUGAAAGCGAACCCUCACUUCAAAAUCUCCGAAGAAAGGGAAGAAGCUCUUUUUGAAUACUUGGAAGCCUGCCACACACUGACCAAUGGCUCUCCCACCAAAGAAGAGCGCGAGGUUGCCCAAGCAUGCAUCAGGGAAUAUGAAAAAUCGCUCGAGAACAACGAGCCCGCCCGGCUGUCCUUUGAUCUCGCGACCAAAACCAAGCUAGGCGAAGAGCUCGACAAUCUGUGGAAUAUGUGGACAUUCAACAGAUACGAAAAGUACCUUCCCGAGGACAUAAUUAAGGAUGCUAAGAGCCAUCCUUCGUCUCAAGUGUCUGAUCCCUGGCACAAGGCAUUCUGGAGACCUUUCCACGGACGUCUUGAAGCGGAGAAAGCCUCCUUCGACAAGGUCUUGGUAGGCCAAAAUUAUCAUAACGAGUGCCCGACUUUCCUUUUGCUGGCGCUCCUGUGUGAACGCCACACGGUUGAUUGGGAUGAGACCCUUCAGUUGAUCAAGGCUUGCGCUAGUGAAGGUGACAAGGUAGAUCUCCCCGCGGUGGAUCUUGUUGAGUUCCUCAAGGAACGCGAUGUGACCGGUUUAGCGACUAGACUGGACCGUGAUGAGGCAAGCAUCUCGCUUUCCACGGAGUAUGUUAUGGGCGUUGGAUCAUUGGUUCUGGCUUUCUUCGCUUCUCAUCUCCCGGAAUUUCUGUUCGAUCGAGAUGAGGUGGAACCGGCAGACUGGACACCGAAGGAGUCCUUGAAGGUCCUGCUCGAUCUCGACGAGGCCCAUGUUGAGAAGACCUUCCGGUUCAUGAUGCAGGAGAUGUUCCACAAGAUGGCCGAUGGUGACUCGGAUGAGGAUGAUGAUGAUGUUUACGAUGAUUGGGACAAUGAUGAUGACUCUGACGAUGACAUUGUUAUGAGUGAUGAGUCUGACGACUAUUAAGUGUGUGCUAAUCUGGCGAUUUUGCUUUCCGAUUUGUUAGUUUUACAAAAGAAGCCAUGUAUAUACCAACUUACCACUGUCUUCGGCUAAUAUCAGCUACCCAUAGACGACACAAUACCACAACAAGUAGUUAUCAGCCAACAAUAUCUUUCAUUCAAACUAAGCUACUGCCUCCCUUCAACUACUGAUACCGUAGGAGCGACGAGAAGAGACAAGAAGAGACAAGAAAGCCAACAUCCACCGACAUCCACACUCCUAUCCCAACUCUGCCUGCU
Molecule: messenger RNA, 1578 nt
Organism: Aspergillus pseudotamarii
Lineage: Eukaryota; Fungi; Ascomycota; Eurotiomycetes; Eurotiales; Aspergillaceae
Exons: 1
Coding region: 275-1303 (342 amino acids)
Source: RefSeq, a predicted model, not a curated record